This is a messenger RNA of Trichosurus vulpecula (common brushtail), 1880 nucleotides long. Its product is annotated as protein adenylyltransferase SelO-like. The coding region runs from base 1 to 1761 and encodes 586 amino acids. Lineage: Eukaryota; Metazoa; Chordata; Mammalia; Diprotodontia; Phalangeridae. The transcript has 19 exons. The record is from RefSeq and is a predicted model, not a curated record.
AUGGAGAGAGGAGCGGGGCGCCGGAGGCUAGGGACGGCGGGGCGCGCGCUGCUGGCCGUGCUCCAUAGCUGCGCAGCCGCCUGGGCCUUCCUGGAGGAGCCCCCCGCUUGGGGGCAGAGGCCCGGCCUCGGGCGCCUCACCGGCAAUGAAUCCGACCUGGGCUUCUGCGAACGGAAAAUCGGACUGGGCAGCUCGCUCGGCCCUUGGAGCCUGUCUUCCGAAAGCCUCAUAGGUGUGUGGCCACUUGAUCCAGUUUAUGAAAAUUACGUUCGCAAAGUGAGAAACUGUAUCUUUUCUGUUGUUUACCCUACUCCUUUCAAAUCAAGGAUUCGUCUUGUAGCAGUUUCAAAGGAUGUUCUGGAAGACAUUUUGGACCUUGAUUUUUCUGUUUCAAAAACAAGUGAUUUUGUUCAGUUUGUAAGUGGUGAAAAGAUAGUAUCUGGCUCUAUUCCAUUGGCCCAUCGAUAUGGAGGCCAUCAGUUUGGAACCUGGGCAGAUCAGCUUGGGGAUGGAAGAGCCCACCUUAUUGGGAUAUACACAAACAGGUAUGGUGAAAAGUGGGAACUCCAGUUAAAAGGCUCUGGAAAGACUCCAUACUCACGAAAUGGUGAUGGAAGAGCUGUGCUGCGUUCCUCAGUGAGAGAAUUUUUGGCUAGUGAGGCCUUGCACUACCUUGGCAUCCCAACGAGCAGAGCUUUAAGUCUGGUUGUAAGUGAUGAUGAUGUGUGGAGAGAUAAUUUCUACAAUGGAAAUAUUCAGAAAGAAAGAGGUGCAGUAGUUCUACGCAUUGCAAAAUCAUGGUUCCGCAUUGGAUCAUUAGAAAUUUUGGCUCAUUAUGGUGAACUGGAUUUACUAAGGAAAUUAUUAAACUUUAUCAUACAGGAACAUUUUCCAUCAGUAGAUGUGAAGGAUCCCAACAGAUACCUGGAUUUUUUCUCUAAUGUGGUAUCUGGGACAGCACAUCUUAUUGCCUCAUGGAUGUCUGUGGGUUUUGCUCAUGGUGUUUGCAACACUGACAACUUCAGUUUGUUAUCUAUUACAAUAGAUUAUGGUCCUUUUGGUUUUAUGGAGGCCUAUGAUCCAAAUUUUGUACCAAAUACAUCUGAUGACGAAAGAAGAUAUAAAAUAGGAAACCAGGCCAAUGUUGGGAUGUUUAAUCUGAACAAACUGUUACAGGUUUUAAACCCCUUAUUGGAUCCUAAUCAAAAGCAGCUCGCUGCUCAGAUUCUUGUGGGAUAUUCUACUCUAUAUUACACAAGACUUAAAGAACUUUUCAAAACCAAAUUGGGUCUCCUUGGUGAAAAGGAGGGUGAUGAUUAUUUGGUUGCAUUUCUACUACAUCUCAUGGAAGAGACAAAAGCUGACUUUACAAUGACGUUUCGGGAGCUCAGUGAGAUAACUCAGGCCCAGCUAAAGGACUUCAACAUUCCUCAGGAAUUUUGGGCACUAAAAACACUUUCAAGGCAAGAACUGUUUUCUGACUGGGUGACCCUGUACCUUUUGAGACUGAAGAGUAACAUGAAUGACUCAGAUUCCAGAAGAAGAAAAAGAAUGACAAGUGUCAAUCCUAGAUAUGUGCUUAAGAAUUGGAUGGCAGAAUCUGCUGUACGAAAAGCAGAAAUGAAUGAUUUUUCAGAGGUUCAUCUUUUACAGCAAGUUCUUCAGCAUCCAUUCCAGAAGCAGUCAGCAGCAGAGAAAGCAGGAUAUUCUUCUCCUACCCCUUUAUGGGCAAAAGAUCUCAAAGUCAGCUGUUCAUCCUGAUUAAAGUUGGUCUUAAUUUGGACUUUUAAUAUAAUCUGAGAAACUGUUAAUAAGAAAUUGCAUAUUGAUGAGUCAUAGAUUUUUGUAAUGAUGAAGUAUAAUUAUGUAUGAAAAUAAAC